Messenger RNA from Gigantopelta aegis, 1527 nucleotides. Its product is annotated as glycine-rich cell wall structural protein 1-like. The record is from RefSeq and is a predicted model, not a curated record. NCBI's taxonomy places the organism in Eukaryota, Metazoa, Mollusca, Gastropoda, Neomphalida, Peltospiridae. Bases 1 to 1527 code for a protein of 508 amino acids. The transcript is spliced from 4 exons.
AUGGGUAGGUGUAAGGCAACUACACCCGCUUCUUUCUCACUGGGCCUGUGUCUGGAUGUGGGUCUGGGCCUGUGUCUGGGUCUAAGUCUGUGUCUGGGUCUAGGUCUGGAUGUGGGUCUGGGUCUGGGCCUGUGUCUCGGUCUAGGUCUGGAUGUGGGUCUGGGCCUGUGUCUGGGUCUAGGUCUGGAUGUGGGUCUGGGUCUGGGUCUGGGUCUGGGUCUAUGUCUGGAUGUGGGUCUGGGCCUGUGUCUGGGUCUAGGUCUGGAUGUGGGUCUGGGCUUGUGUCUGGGUCUAGGUCUGGAUGUGGGUCUGGGCCUGUGUCUGGGUCUAGGUCUGGAUGUGGGUCUGGGCCUGUGUCUGGGUCUAGGUCUGGAUGUGGGUCUGGGCUUGUGUCUGGGUCUAGGUCUGGAUGUUGGUCUGGGCCUGUGUCUGGGUCUAGGUCUGGAUGUGGGUCUGGGCCUGGGUCUGGGUCUGGGUCUAUGUCUGGAUGUGGGUCUGGGCCUGUGUCUGGGUCUAGGUCUGGAUGUGGGUCUGGGCUUGUGUCUGGGUCUAGGUCUGGAUGUUGGUCUGGAUGUUGGUCUGGGCUUGUGUCUGGGUCUAGGUCUGGAUGUGAGUCUGGGCCUGUGUCUGGGUCUAGGUCUGGAUGUGGGUCUGGGCUUGUGUCUGGGUCUAGGUCUGGAUGUGGGUCUGGGCUUGUGUCUGGGUCUAUGUCUGGAUGUGGGUCUGGGCCUGUGUCUGGGUCUGGUCUGGAUGUCUGGGCCUGUGUCUGGGUCUAGGUCUGGGUCUGGGCCUGUGUCUGGGUCUAGGUCUGGAUGUUGGUCUGGGUUGUGUCUGGGUCUAGGUCUGGAUGUGAGUCUGGGCCUGUGUCUGGGUCUAGGUCUGGAUGUGGGUCUGGGCUUGUGUCUGGGUCUAGGUCUGGAUGUGGGUCUGGGCUUGUGUCUGGGUCUAUGUCUGGAUGUGGGUCUGGGCCUGUGUCUGGGUCUAGGUCUGGAUGUGGGUCUGGGCCUGUGUCUGGGUCUAGGUCUGGAUGUUGGUCUGGGCCUGUGUCUGGGUCUAGGUCUGGAUGUUGGUCUGGGCUUGUGUCUGGGUCUAGGUCUGGAUGUGAGUCUGGGCCUGUGUCUGGGUGUAGGUCUGGAUGUGGGUCUGGGCCUGUGUCUGGGUCUGGGCCUGUGUCUGGGUCUGGGCUUGUGUCUGGGUCUAGGUCUGGAUGUGGGUCUGGGCCUGUGUCUCGGUCUGGGCCUGUGUCUGGGUCUAGAUCUGGAUGUGGGUCUGGGUCUGGGUAUGGGCCUGGGCCUAUGUCUGGGUCUAGGUCUGGAUGUGGGUCUGGGUAUGAGUCUGGGUAUGGGUAUGAGUCUGGGUCUGGGUCUGGGUAUGAGUCUGGGUAUGGGUAUGAGUCUGGGUCUGGGUCUGGGUCUGGGUCUGGAUGUGGCUCUGGGUCUGGGUAUGGGUCAGGAUGCAGACGACAUCGAAUGGAACUGUCGGCCAUGGUAUGAAGUGUCGGAUGACGAUAGUUUGUGUCUCAACUGA